Messenger RNA from Dracunculus medinensis (Guinea worm), 1500 nucleotides. NCBI's taxonomy places the organism in Eukaryota, Metazoa, Nematoda, Chromadorea, Rhabditida, Dracunculidae. The record is from the annotation of a GenBank genome assembly.
AUGUAUUUUAAAGGAACAUCUGAGGAAGAUUCGGAUUCAGAUGGGCGUAUGGCAUCAGGAAGCAGAAAGAGAAAAACUGUCAAGCCGCGUAGUAUUGCAGUGAAAAAGGCCAAAUAUGUGAGCUGUUCUGAACAAAGUUCAUCAAAUGAUGAAGUGUCAGAAGUGGAUGAAUAUGAUGACAAUAUGUUUCUAGAUGAAGAAGACAGACGUCGAUUAGAAGGGAUGUCCGAAAAAGAUCGUGAAGCAGAAAUCUUCAAACGGGUCGAACAAAGAGAAAUACUGCGAGCUCGUCAUGCUAUACAAAAGAAGAUAUUGGCGAAGAAGGAAGAUGGUGAAGGAUUGAAAAAAAAAGAGAAGAAAGAUAAGAAAAAAAGAAAAGAAAAAGAAAAUCGCCGAGAGAAAGAAAUAGGUAUAGGUUUACAAAAUUUUUUCAUUAUUCUGUCAUGCUUUUUCUUUUUGAUAUUCGUUAUCCUUUUUCUUUCAGCCAAGAAAAGAGAGAGAAGCGAUAUUUAUGAUGAAAGGUCAUUUAACUUCGCUACUAGAAAAGACGAUAUUAAAGAAACUUAUGAUGAAUAUCUACGUCCAUCUGAAGUACAACGAAAAGAAAAGCAAAAAUCAGCAAUGGCCGAUCUUUUGAAUCGCCGUAAGGAGAAACGUGAAGCUGAACAAAAAAAGAGAGAUAAGUCUUCACUAAGUAUCGAUGACGUUUUUGGAGAUGAUAAUAGUGAAGAGGCCGAAAAAAGUUCCAGUUUUUCGAGUCAUUCUUCGAGCCGUUCGUCUAGUCCAGAUUCUAGUCGGCAUAGUCGUAGUGCAUCGGUAGAAAAGAAAAAAGAGGUGAAUUGUCUUGACGAUAUUCAGCGUAUUCGUUUGUCGCGAUUUAAAUUGGCAAGAUUUGUGCAUACACCAUUUUUUGCCAAAACAGUUAUUGGAUGUUUCGUUCGUAUUGGAAUAGGGAAACACGAUGGUCGAAGUGUUUAUCGUGUUGCUCAAAUCAUAGAUGUGGUGGAAACUGCCAAAGUAUAUAAUUUGGAAUCAACUCAGACAAACAAAGGUUUAAAAUUAAAGCACGGAAACGACGAACGUGUCUAUCGUUUGGAAUUCAUUUCUAAUUCUAUAUUUACACAAAGCGAAUUUGAUAAAUGGAUAGGUACAAUGAGAUCCGGCAAUAUUUCGCUUCCAACCAUUGAUCAUGUAGAAAGGAAAGUAGCUGAUAUUAAAAGCGCAAUGGAAUAUAAUUAUUCUGACAAAGAUAUAGAUCAGAUGAUCCAAGAAAAGGCUCGGUUCAAAAAAACGCCUUUCAAUUAUGCACUGGAGAAGGGAAAUCUGAUGAAGAUGAAGAGAGGCAGUACAAUGGUAGUGACGUCUGCCAUGCAACUUUUAUUUUAUUAUUCGUUGCCUUGCUUUGAACGGACAGCGGAAGGGUGUGAAUCAUUCGCCUAUGCCAAAUUUUCACCAAAACUGAUCUGGAAUCGUGUUGAAAUUCGCUGUGCAUGUCGAUAA